CCUCCUUUUAUCCACACUCAAUUUUUACUCUGAGCACGUAGACACACACACAUCCCUACUCACCUUGGAACCCCCUGCAUUUAACACUAUGGCACCCAAAAAGGUGGAAGCUAAGAAACCUGAACCCAAAAAGUCAGAGCCUGCCAAGAAGGAAGCAUCACCUGCUGCCAAGCCGACACCAGUCCCUGAACCGGUGGUUGAACCUCCCAAAGAGCCUGAAUUUGACCCCAAGAGCAUCACCCUAGAGUACACAGCUGAUCAGAUCGAAGAGUUCAAGGAGGCCUUCACCCUGUUUGACCGCACACCCAAAGGGGAGAUGAAGAUUACUUUUGCCCAGUGCGGCGAUGUGAUGCGAGCACUGGGCCAGAACCCUACCAACAAAGAUGUCCUGAAAGUGUUGGGGAAGCCCCGGCCCGAGGACAUGAGUAGCAAGCUGGUGGACUUUGAAACUUUCCUGCCUAUGCUGCAGCACAUUUCCCGCUCCAAGGACCAGGGCAACUUUGAGGACUUUGUGGAGGGCCUACGCGUCUUUGAUAAGGAGGGCAAUGGCACCAUCAUGGGUGCGGAGCUGCGUCACGUGCUGGCUACCCUGGGGGAAAGGAUGACAGAGGAUGAGGUUGACAGGCUGAUGGCGGGCCAGGAGGACGCUAACGGAUGCAUUAACUAUGCUUCCUUUGUAAAGCACAUCUUGUCUGGAUGAGCAGGGAUUUUUCACCAGAACAAAAAUAUGAUUAUUUGAUUUUUCCUCUGGACCCCAACUACCUAAAGAAUACCACUGCCACUUCAGUGGAGAUCAUGUCUUUCAAUAUAAUUACUUUAUUGUCUAAAGCAACUACAAACAGCAAUACCACAUUUAUGUUAAGAGACUUGAUUUACCAUUUCCCUAAAUGUACUAAUGGACAGUGACAGAAAAGUUAUUUAUAGCGAUAUGGUAGUUGAAUGUUUAAGGUGUGGACAUGAUAAAUGCAUUAAUAAUAAACAACAUCUGAUUAUAAA
Messenger RNA from Esox lucius (northern pike), 996 nucleotides. RefSeq names its product myosin light chain 4-like. NCBI's taxonomy places the organism in Eukaryota, Metazoa, Chordata, Actinopteri, Esociformes, Esocidae. The coding region runs from base 89 to 700 and encodes 203 amino acids. The record is from RefSeq and is a predicted model, not a curated record. Gene Ontology annotation, molecular function: calcium ion binding. The transcript has a single exon. Gene Ontology annotation, cellular component: myosin II complex.